CAUUUACUCACGCCAGGGCUCUUCAUAUUUCAUCUGGAGGAGCGCAUGGAUCCGGGCUCAGGCACACUGUCCGUCGCUGUCCUGGAUGCUGGGCGGACUGACACAGGAGGCUGUAGCUGCCGCAUCCCUCAUUUCGAGCACAUCCCAUCACUCCUGAUAUCCGCGGCUGUGACAGCUUGAACGGAGCCGACAGAGGACCAGCACGAGGAGCUGUGGUUUCGUGUCCAGCACCGGGGAAGACAGUGCGGCGGCGGGGAGGAGAUGGAGCGGUGGAAAGGCAGAGUGGCCCUGGUGACCGGAGCCUCGGUGGGCAUUGGAGCGGCUGUUGCCCGGGCGCUGGUCCAGCAAGGCAUGCGGGUGGUCGGCUGCGCCAGGAAUGUCGACAAAAUAGAGAAGCUGGCAGCAGAAUGUCAGAGUGCAGCCUACAGCGGCACGCUGAUCCCUUACAAGUGUGACCUGUCCAACGAGGAGGAGAUCCUGUCCAUGUUUUCAGCCAUCAAGACGCUACACAAGGGCGUGGACGUGUGCAUCAACAACGCCGGACUGGCCCACAGUGAGCCCCUGCUCAGCGGAAAGACUGAGGGCUGGAGGAACAUGAUUGACGUGAACGUCUUGGCCUUGUCUAUCUGCACCCGGGAGGCAUACAAAUCGAUGAAGGAGAGGAAUGUGGACGAUGGCCACAUCAUCAAUAUUAACAGUAUGAGUGGGCACCGAGUGGUGCAGAGUGCCGAUACGCAUUUCUACUGUGCCACUAAAUACGCGGUGACCGCUUUGACUGAGGGGAUACGGCAAGAGCUCCGAGAAGCAAACACCCGCAUCAGAGCCACGUGUAUAUCUCCUGGAAUAGUUGAGACCGAGUUUGCCUUCCGGCACCACAACAGUGAUCCAGAGAAAGCAGCUGCAGUGUAUGAGAGUAUGAAAUGUUUGAAAGCAGAAGACAUAGCCAGUGCAGUCACAUUUGUUCUCAGUGCCCCUCCUCAUGUCCAGAUUGGAGACGUGCAGAUGAGGCCAGUAGAGCAGGUGUCAUAGCAGUGGAGCAGGAAGCUGGAGGAGGAGCAGACAAGACGGCAGCCAUGGCGGACUCCAUAGCGACCUCUGCUGGGCAAGGGGGGGG
Messenger RNA from Cyclopterus lumpus (lumpfish), 1114 nucleotides. It is a transcript of the gene dhrs11a, whose product is annotated as dehydrogenase/reductase (SDR family) member 11a. Lineage: Eukaryota; Metazoa; Chordata; Actinopteri; Perciformes; Cyclopteridae. The record is from RefSeq and is a predicted model, not a curated record. Gene Ontology annotation, molecular function: oxidoreductase activity.